AUAACAUCAAUUAACACACAAAUCUAGCUUUAUAUGAAGGGAGGGGUUGAUGUUUGGGAACAGACUAGUGUUACUAGAUCAAUGAGCGUUACAAAACGGAUUGCUUGUAUAGAAUGAGCGUUACAAACACACGUUUACGCACAACAGGCCACAUGAACACGUGAAAUGCUGUCUAACCUGUCAGAAAUGUGAAUGGAUUCGAUGAGAGAGAGAGAGAGAGUGAUGUUUCCUUUAAAGCAGCUCUCAAUGACUAGUGUAUCGGUGCGUUGUCGCCAUCUUCUGCCAGUUCUGUUACCGACCUCACCGGAGCAUCACAUCAGACCGCCGGUGGGCGAGUCCCGGGUGUGUCUGUCUGCCUGCCUGCCUGUGUCCAGGAGAGCACGCUAACAACACCGAGUGGGGAGGGAAAUAAAAUGCUGGGGAAUCGAAAGCCGUGACAUCUUCAUCACUAGACACUUGUUGUUGUUUUUUUUUUUUUUGCUUUUGGAGGAGGACUGAAGCAUGAAGAAACAUCACAGCCCCGCGAAGGGACCACUGGAAGUCACCGUACCAGACACCGAGGCGACCAUACAACAGCUCAACAAGCUGCUGUCCAACGGCAGCGGUUUCUACAGUCUCCCAGCACAACAUUUCAACGAGGUCUUUCCCAAGAUUUACAUCGGCAAUGCGUUUGUGGCCCAGAAUGUGAUGCGUCUGCAGCGGCUGGGUGUGACACACAUACUGAAUGUCGCAGAGGGAAACUCUUUCAUGCACGUGAACACCAACGCAGAGUUCUACGCAGGAACUGGGAUCACGUACCAUGGCAUACAGGCCAAUGACACUGAGCAGUUCAACAUCAGUGCCUUCUUUGAGGAAGCAGCAGACUUCAUCGAUAAGGCUCUGGCACACGGAAAAGGAAAGGUGUACGUUCACUGCCGUGAGGGCUACAGCCGUUCGCCCACUAUCGUCAUCGCUUACCUCAUGCUCCGUCACAAGAUGGAUGUACGAGUUGCAACGGCUACAGUAAGACACAAGAGAGAGAUCGGCCCGAAUGAUGGAUUCCUGCGCCAGCUGUGCCAACUCAACGAAAAGCUGGCGAAGGAGGGCAAGUUGAAGACCAAAUGAUAGAAUGUGCUCUACCCCUACAUAUGUUAACAAAUGCAGGCACACGGUCAAACUAGUGUGCAUUAUUUCCAGUCCAAGUAUAUUAACAGAAUGUAUGCAUACAUCCAGAGCAUAAGCAUGGAGAUAUACAAAGUGUAUUCAAACACACUCUCACAUACACACAUACACGAGGUGUUGUCAGUGUCCUGAAUAAUUACCCCUGCUUCCAGCUGGCUGGUAAAGGGAAAUUUACUGGCAUAUCUGAAUAAUUAAGGCUGUAGAAAGAGCAAGGGCAGCAUUUUAUAUGUCAUCACAACUGUUUUGUUUUUGCAUCAUUCCCCGUGAUAAUUAGCUUCCGUUUUUUCACUAGGUACACUUAAAGCAUUCCAGUACCCAACUGUUUAUAUAUCUCACAAAUUCAACUUUUGGAGCAUAUUAGCCCAAUUGUCAUCUGUAAAGUAGAGCACAAUCAUUCUAUGGGUUCCGAUCUGCCAGAAAUACUGCGAUUGCUCAUCCCGUUUCUAUUUAUAUGUGGUAGAAUAUGAUAUUUAGGUAUAAAAAAGCACGUCGAAUACACCUUUUAACCCAUUUACAGACCUACAGCCAGCUUUUUGAUGGCUUUCCAGCAUUUUAAAUCAGGAGGACAAAACUGUUGUGUACCAGCACACACUCCAUUCGCUCACUAAAUUAACAUUCCACUUUGUACCAAAUGGUAGCAUACAAUCAACAAGAUAUAUCUACAACAAGCCAACCGUAUGUUGUAGCUCGGAUUCAACAGACGCUACAAACAGGUUCAACCCGGUUCUAUGCAGCAGUGAUAAUGCAUCAGCCCCAUUAGAUCUCUUUACUCUGGAAUCACUGUCUCUCACUGCCAAGUCUCAUGCCACAUUUUGUCCAUCACAAGAUCACAGUCAGCCUUGACCAGAGAGACACGUCCGAUAGAUGGAGAGCCUCUGCCAUGCCAACUGCCUAAUGAUGUGCCCUUACACAAGGUUUGUUACCCAGAGGCCCAGUGCCCCUUCAUACUGCUAGUUCAGAGAUCGCAGGAAGCGUGUCAGUGACAUCUGUGGAGUAUAGCUCAGAUUUUUAAGGGUAGCUGUUGAAAUAGAUUAGGUUUACUUCGGGCUCAGCUUUGUCCUUAAAACGGAAUCACUUUAGCACUGGAAUUGACUCAUUUUGCUGCACUGCUGGCUUGUUUCAGGUUUUAAAGGGGUCAUAUCGUAUGUAUUUUUAUCAUUUAAUUAUUUCCCCCGAGGUCCACUUAUAAUGUUAGUCCAAUUAAGCAGGCCGUUAUUGCUGCUGUGCCUUUAAGACUUCUAUGUAAGCAUCCUUUUUGCAUGUGAAGGGAGUUACAUUGACUAGUAACUGAUAGUUGUCUGUAUAGUUUAUGCUGUCCAUCGUUCACUAACAGCAUCAUUGCAGCAGAUUCACAAAAAGGUCUGCAUUGAAAUGUGCUGUUCAAACCAUUCAGAUCAGACUUUAACAGCGGAACUUUCCCACAUUUUAGAAUUCAGUGUUUUGGAAUAACAGUAUCCUUCCUACUUUCUCUAUAGCUUCUUUGGGAUUGGUUUGGCUACACCGAUGUGUAAAUAUGGGCGGUUGUAUGUUAAAGUAUCCAAAUUUUUGACGUCAAAAAUUUCUGUAUGAGACAUUUUUGUUGCUUAGCUUCAGUAAAUGGUCUUUUUGGACUGGGGAGGAAAUUUGUGAUUUCUUAAAGUUAACCCAAAAAUGAGAUUUCUCACAAUAUGACCUCUUUAAAGGAGAACAAGCAUCACUUCAUUUGGAAUAAGUGCAUGCAAAAUUUUCAAACACGUAGCUUUUUGAAUUAGUCUAAUUUCUCUUGUCAAAUUUGAUUGAUCUAAUAUUAAUAGCUCCUGGGCCUCUACAUUUAUUAUUACUGAAGGAAAAUACUAUAGUACAAAUCGUAGGCUAGAUUAUAACACAAAGCACUACUUAUGCCUCUUUUUUAUAUUUCUAUAUUCCAGAUAUAUAUAUAUAUACUUGUAUAUACAUAUUUAGACGUUGACAUAUAUGAAUGUAUGAACUGUCCAUAAUAUUUGUGUAUGACCAGUAUCUAUUACCAAUAGAAAUAUCUAAUAUAUUGUAGUUAACAUCCACUUUAUUUUGAAACGCCUUGAAUACCAUGGCACAUUUACACAAAAACACCACGUUUUCUUUCAUACACCCAGUUGUUUCCAUAUUAUCCAGUUUUUCUUUUUACUGUGAUGGAGAGUGGUGUAUUUUGCUUAUUUUAUCAUUUACAUUGUAUUAGAGGAUCAAAGUCUGUUUUCACAGGUAACACAAAUUUUAAUUUUUUUUGUCUAAGAACAUUUAAAAUUGACAAAUACCUAUAUGUAUGAAAGCAUUCAAUCUAUAAACAUUCCUUUAAUGUAAUCUGGAGACCUAGGCUUUAUACAACCUAAUCAACUGUAGCUUUUGGAAACCUGUGUGCCGUCACAAAACACGUGAACCAAUGAGGAUGGUCUGUGCCAAUGGCAAGCAAUCUAUGGGAGUUUAUCAGUCAUUAAAACUGAACUUCCAGUGCUUUCAGAGAUUUUAGCAGCAACUUUUAACCUCAAAAAGCAACAAUAACACAUUUUGAAUACGCAUAUUUGUAAAUUUCAACAUAAAGAUGUGUUUGCUGGCUCUGUUGGCUGCAAGGCUUCAGAAGAUGAAGAAGAACACACCCUUUUCUGAACUGGAUCUGUGGAAGGAGAAACACUGCCAUCUGCUGUUGAUAACCCAUGUGGUUUGCACAAACUUGCCUGCUAUGUAUUGCCUUUUAUUCAUAUGUAUCCGAUUGUAUGUUACACAGUGUAUAGAAAUUGUAAACAAUGUAAUUAUACAGGGAAGAUUAAAUGAAAAUGGUUGUACCACUAUAUGGCUUAAUGAUGUCAUUAGUAUAUAACAAUAAAUCACAAUGCUGCUUGGUCAUUUUGUAUGUAUGUCUCAUUAUCAAUGUGAUAUUUUUGUUUUUACUUUAAUAACACAAUCUAAGGUGUCUAAAGUGAUGCAUUUUUGAUGCACUUGCAUUUUGUGGCAUCGGUGCGAAGUAUUGUCUGUGCAUUUUUGCUUCAUUGUUUUGUCCAUGUGUAUAAGCACAUAGUUGCGUUCAUGUGUGCACACACACUUGCUCAAACGCCGCUGACUACAUGUAACUCUAUAUCGUCUAUGUGCCGUCUCUAACUCCUGUAUGCUUUGUGUUGUUGCUGUAAUGUGAUAUUGUAAAUGAUUGACCACUUGUUUGUUGUAAAGGACAUGGAAACCUCAGCAGUUGCAAAUUUGGCAGGAGGGUUUGGCACAAUGUUCACACUCUCAAAUUAUGUUUUGCAUUUUGAGUUCGGGAGUUGCUUGAUGUGACUAAACAACAGACUUACGGUUUCGUUUUAAUCUGACUUAAUCAGGAAAGGAAUUACAGAUUGCUUGAAGUGGAGGUCAAAUGAAUGCAUUCACAUGACACAGGCUGUCUAAACAUCCCACCUUAAAGCCUUAUCCUGAAGAUGGAUUAUAUAUUUUUGAUUCAUGUCUUCACUUCACAAAGCAAGGUGUACAGCUUCUACAGACACUUUGUUGAAGUGCACUUGAUUAAAUCAGUUAUUUUUCUUACAUUGGAAAAUGUUCUUUUGUUUUAUGAUGUCUGAAAAUAAAUCGCAAAAAUUAAAAUGUUGUGCUUUUUUAAUUUUUUUAUUUACAGUUUUCUUCAUUUAGUUAAGUCAGGAGUGUCAAACUCAGUUCCUGGAGGGCCACAG
Molecule: messenger RNA, 4832 nt
Organism: Onychostoma macrolepis
Lineage: Eukaryota; Metazoa; Chordata; Actinopteri; Cypriniformes; Cyprinidae
Gene: dusp3a
Product: dual specificity phosphatase 3a
Exons: 3
Coding region: 502-1104 (200 amino acids)
Biological process (GO): protein dephosphorylation; negative regulation of MAPK cascade
Cellular component (GO): cytoplasm
Molecular function (GO): protein tyrosine/serine/threonine phosphatase activity; MAP kinase phosphatase activity
Source: RefSeq, a predicted model, not a curated record